This is a messenger RNA of Oreochromis aureus, 4232 nucleotides long. RefSeq lists its product as uncharacterized. The record is from RefSeq and is a predicted model, not a curated record. The transcript has 21 exons. Bases 19 to 2604 code for a protein of 861 amino acids. NCBI's taxonomy places the organism in Eukaryota, Metazoa, Chordata, Actinopteri, Cichliformes, Cichlidae.
AGUCAUGAAGCAGACUCAAUGGGAAGACACAUUCUCCUAAAAGGAUUACAGAUGUACCUCCUUCAGACUCUCGGGUUUGCUUGGCUGAUUUUUGGAUUCUCUACUGAUUGUGUUUCUGCCGCAGGAGCAAAUGCAGCCUCCAGAAACGACUGUGGACAAGACUGCAGUGAAACACAGUAUGACACCCAAGAAGCUGCUCGCUCUGGAAACAAAUUUCACCCAGGGGCAAGUCUGUCUUGUUGUGGAAAGGAACCUUACAAUCCUGAAGUAGCAACCUGUUGCAAAGUACAAGACGGAAACAAGGCUUUUGAUAAGGACAAGCAAUUGUGUUGCGGUGCAAGUGAUAAAAAGACGAUUCUGGUGAGAAAUUCCACUUUCCACCGGUGCUGCGGUCACAACCAGUAUGACAACAGGACUCAGUGUUGCUGUGAGAAUAAGGAAGGUGUUCUGGAGGUACAACCUAAGAAUUCAGCUUGCUGCGACAAGAACUCGACUACAGGAGUGCAUCAUGUGGGAAAUCUGCAUUGUGGUCCGAAUGAUAAUAAGAAGAGUCUGGUGAGAAAUUCCAGUUUCCACCAGUGCUGCGGUCACAACCAGUAUGACAACAGGACUCAGUGCUGCUGUGAGAAUAAGGAAGGUGUUCUAGAAGUACAACUGAAGAAUUCAUCUUGCUGUGACAAGAGCUCCACCACAGGAGUACAUAAUGUAGGAAAUCUGCGUUGUGGUCCGAAUGAUGAUAAGAAGAGUCUGGUGAGGAAUUCCAGUUUUCACCAGUGCUGCGGUCACAACCAGUAUGACAACAGGACUCAGUGCUGCUGUGAGACUAAGGAAGGUGUUCUAGAGGUGCAACCGAAGAAUUCAUCUUGCUGUGACAAGAACUCCACUACAGGAGUACAUAAUGUAGGAAAUCUGCGUUGUGGUCCGAAUGAUAAUAAGAAGAGUCUGGUGAGGAAUUCCAGUUUCCACCAGUGCUGCGGUCACAACCAGUAUGACAACAGGACUCAGUGCUGCUGUGAGAAUAAGGAAGGUGUUCUAGAGGUGCAACCGAAGAAUUCAUCUUGCUGUGACAAGAACUCCACUACAGGAGUGCAUCAUGUGGGAAAUCUGCAUUGUGGUCCGAAUGAUAAUAAGAAGAGUCUGGUGAGAAAUUCCAGUUUCCACCAGUGCUGCGGUCACAACCAGUAUGACAACAGGACUCAGUGCUGCUGUGAGAAUAAGGAAGGUGUUCUAGAGGUACAACUGAAGAAUUCAUCUUGCUGUGACAAGAGCUCCACCGCAGGAGUACAUAAUGUAGGAAAUCUGCGUUGUGGUCCGAAUGAUGAUAAGAAGAGUCUGGUGAGGAAUUCCAGUUUCCACCAGUGCUGCGGUCACAACCAGUAUGACAACAGGACUCAGUGCUGCUGUGAGACUAAGGAAGGUGUUCUAGAGGUGCAACCGAAGAAUUCAUCUUGCUGUGACAAGAACUCCACUACAGGAGUGCAUCAUGUGGGAAAUCUGCUUUGUGGUCCGAAUGAUAAUAAGAAGAGUCUGGUGAGAAAUUCCAGUUUCCACCAGUGCUGCGGUCACAACCAGUAUGACAACAGGACUCAGUGCUGCUGUGAGAAUAAGGAAGGUGUUCUGGAGAUACAACCCAAGCAUUCAGAUUGCUGUGCAAAGGAGUCAGUUAAACCUGAAGGUUUUCGACAACUGACACAUAGGCUCCGACACUGUUGCACUGAACCAAACACACAUCUCUGUGGGUCGACAUGUUACAAUCCAAAGACGCAUCGUUGCUGUGAGAGACACCAAAAGCCUUUUUGGUUCUGCGCCUCAGGUAAACGCAAGGCCAGGGUGUAUGACCCACGUAUAGAGGUCUGCUGUGAUGGAUCUGUAUCUCCGUGGAAGCCGUGGAUAGAUCAAUUUCAUGGCAGCCCAGGACAACACUGCUGUGGGACGGAAAUUUACCGGCCUCGUACUGAGAUCUGCUGCAACGGACACAGACACCCCAAAUCAGAAAAUCUUCACUGCUGUGGGGUCAAAGCCUACAACAUUAAAGACCCACAGAUGAAGUGCUGUGCAGGAACACUGUACAAUUUGACAUCAUUAGACAAGCAUGGAGGGGACGCGCAGUGCUGCGGAUCCAUCCUGCAAAAGCCACAGGAUAUUUGCUGCUCAAGCCAGAAAAAAGAGAUGCUUUACUCUGUCAAGACAGGAUUUGGAUGCUGUGGUCACCUCUAUUACAACACCACCCUGUGGUCAUGCUGUGCUGGGAGGCUGAGAUCAAUCCAUGAACCAGGACAGGAUCAGAGAAAAAUGACUCAUGGAUCCAGACUUCUAUCUUUGAAUAAUCUAAACACAAGUGGUCUCUGCAAAGAAAUGUACACUGGGACUGUGGAAAGUGUGUCUAUGAAGAGCGUUGUGUUCAGGAAUGUGCUGAAGGUUCAUGGGAACAACGUGACAGCUCUGCCUUUGCAUUACAUCUUGGACAUAGACGAUCACUGUCAAUCACCUAAACUGUUUCUUGGGAAGACCUACAUCUUUAACAAAGUUAAUGUUUUCACUGAUUUCAACCAUGACUCUGUUCUUCAGUCACUCCAUUUCAUUUUUUCUAAAUGUUCAUCUUAGAUCAUGACUGUCUGAUCUAUGUAUGGUCAGUGAUUAGCUGUUCUCUUGUUUUUGUCUUAGAACAAGUACUCAGUUUUUAUUUACUCAGUGUUGGGUUUCUUACUCUAAAAUAGUACUACACUAAGACUAAUGCCUAGGGGUUUUUUUAUCCUCAGAAGAAUGUACUGUUAAAGUACUCAUUACAGGGAUGUUCUCUUACAUAAUGGUCUAUUAACAAUAUAACACUGUAUAACACUGAACCUUAGAAAUGCCCAUUAAUUAGUAAAAACUCUACCCUAAAAGGAAAGACCAUUGAAGCUUAACAUUUGGGCACUUUGCUGGUGUAAGCAUAAAAUCAAAGAACCAGCCAUAUUUCUAUCACUCAUUUUAUUUUUCCAUCAGUUAUUGUUGUGCAAGCACACAUGAAAAUGUUUAAAAAUGUGAUCUUUUUAAUCUUUCUGUUACCUAAAUAAUUGAAGAAUAUGUAACUCAAUUGAAUUAAUUCAUUAACUGAAAUAUGUUUACUCAAUUAAUGCAUUAUAGAAAAAUUUAACUUGAUUAAAGAUUGCAUUACUUUUAAACUGUUUAAAUUAAAAAAUCCAGAAUUAGUUAUUAGUGAUAUUACUUACAAGUUGACAAGUUGCUAUCAGUAUGCAGUGCAUUAAAUGUUCAACGCUCAUCUCCAUCCAAACCAUGUUGCUCUGUUUUUGAACACAUCCUAAAAUGUGUCCUCGGUAAUUACUACUGUUACACAGCUAGUUAGUGUACAGUGUUGUUAAGUUAUACAUGCAGUAAUGCAAUAUGACCAUUAUCUUUCAAAGUCUGAUAAAGCUAAAGUAGUAACUAGGAUAUCCAAGCUAGUCUUAGUUUGAAAUUAACAGUAGCUAACACCUUAGCUAUCAGUGUAACAGGAAGCAAGGCAUGCAAGUAUGUUAGCAUACAGCUUGACGGUCACAUAAGCUAAACUGCUAUCAGCUAAUAUUGUUUGUCAUUUGAAAUUUUUGUGACUGUUAUUUUUAUGCCUCUUUUUUGCACUAAACUAAAUUGUAAAUGGCAACUAUUUGCACAUGUCCUUGAACCAUACAAUUGAAUGUAUAAAUGUACUGUAAAGCAUGAUUUUUUUGAAAGAUAAAGCUUGUGACUGUCAAAUGGUUAGUUGACAAUACCAUUAUUAUAAGCACCCCAGUUCCCACUGAUCCCUCUAAAAAUGCUAUAUUUCUGUUUCUUUGUAAGUACCUACUUUUAAUCACCUUGACCCAAGUUAUUUUUAUAUAUGUAACUUCUGGGAAGAUUUUUGGCAUUUACUGUGUGUGUCUUUGGUCACACAUACCUUUAAACUACUAACAGGACAAGCUCAUGAUAUACAGUAUAUAUAUUUUAUAUUAUAUUGCAUGUUUAUAUUUAAUAUUUAAUAGCACCUCCUGUAUUAUUACGUUUUAAAUAAAUAAGAAGAUAAGGAUAAUUGAAUGUGUGUGUUUUUUAUUACUGAGUUAUCACCUUGAGGUUGGGAUUAUCAAAAGUGGAGGUUCUUUAGCAAAAAAAUAAAUGAAAAAAGUACUUGUAUUACAAUAUGUGCAUAUAACAAUUUAUUUAUACAUAACUAUUACUACAUUUUAUAUACACAUUGUUUAUUUGUAUAUUCGUAGAUA